AUGUACUUCCCAAUCAUUACAUUCCUCACCCUCAUCGCCACCUGCAGCGCCGGCAGUGCCCCCCCUGGUACCUGGGGUAAAAACCCAGAUAUCCCAGACACCCUCACCGUCGGCGACAUCCACAACCGCUGCGACUUCGGACUUUCCGCAUCGUGCUGUGUAGACGGUGCCUUUGAGAAAAUUAUCGAAAAUGCCUGUUACCCGCUAACGGAGCCAGAACUUAAAAAAUUCAAAUUCCUUGAUGUCUGCUUUGGUGUUCCGGCUUGCUGUACUACAGCUAUGUUUGAACGGAAAGAUGUCCCGAACACUUCCGGAGGCUGUGAGGAAAUGACAAUUAUGACCGAAGCUACUACUCCGGAUAGCCCAUUCCAAGCCUUAAAAGCUGCUGCGCUAGCUAAAGGUUCAAACUAA
Messenger RNA from Orbilia oligospora ATCC 24927, 411 nucleotides. RefSeq lists its product as uncharacterized. The record is from RefSeq and is a predicted model, not a curated record. Bases 1 to 411 code for a protein of 136 amino acids. The transcript is spliced from 3 exons. Lineage: Eukaryota; Fungi; Ascomycota; Orbiliomycetes; Orbiliales; Orbiliaceae.